Messenger RNA from Bufo gargarizans (Asiatic toad), 3495 nucleotides. Its product is annotated as sialic acid-binding Ig-like lectin 12. The transcript is spliced from 10 exons. The coding region runs from base 76 to 1392 and encodes 438 amino acids. Lineage: Eukaryota; Metazoa; Chordata; Amphibia; Anura; Bufonidae. The record is from RefSeq and is a predicted model, not a curated record.
CCUGAUGUGGACAGAAGAGUUGUGUACUCGGAGGACUUAACAUGUCCCAGAGAAUGCACCGACAUAGCUGAGAAAAUGGAGUUUAAAAAAUAUUUGUUUUUCUUGGAUUAUUAUUUUGCUUUAAUUCUGAUUGGAUCUCAGCUGUGGAGCGGUUCUGUCUGUGAACUGCUUCCUGGAUAUAAGAUAUAUACAAGUCCAUCGGUGACGGUGCAGCGAGGUCUCUGUGUCCAUGUUCCAUGCUCAUUUACCGUGCCCAGAGAUGUAUGGUUAUCUAUAACUACCACUGGUACAUGGUAUAACUUCUUCAAUAAUUAUGGACUAACUAUUGCUUUUAAAAAUAAUCUUAUACAUCAGUCAUAUAACGGACGCUUCUUUCUGACCGGAAAUGUGUACAGAGGAGACUGCUCAUAUUCCAUAGAAGAUCCAUUGCCUACAGAUGAGGGAAUAUAUUAUUUUAGAGUUGAAGGUGAAGGUCCCCUAAAGUUCACCUAUCGGGAUAUCCAGCCUUAUGUGAAUGUAACCGAUCUCACAGAUAAACCUACCAUCUCCUCUACAAGGCUGGUGGAUGGGAAUGAGGUGACAUUGACCUGUACAAGUCCUGGUAGAUGCUGGAAGAUAAGACCACAGAUUACAUGGGAUUGGGAAAGAACCAUGACUGGUAUAAGACAGGAGAUGUAUAAUAUCACCUAUGGAGAUGGCAGCAGAACCUUCCAAUCCAAUAUCACAUUCACUCCAAGGAAGUCACACAACAAUUCAACAUUAUUCUGUAAUGUGACCUUCGAAGGAAACUUUUCCACAGCGGAGAAGAAAACUCUGAAUGUUGAAUAUCCUCCAUCUAUGAAUAUCACUCUAGAAGGUGCUGAUACUGAUGAUAUCACCGCUGUGAAUGUGAAGGACGGGGAUUCUAUAACUAUGAAGUGCAUUGUAGACAGUAACCCGGAGGCUUCCAUUAUUUGGUAUAAAGAAGACAUGGAGGUCCAGCGGACUAUAAGUGACCGGACUGUCACCCUUACACUCAGCAACAUUACCCCGAGUGAUGCUGGGAGAUAUCGGUGUUCUGCAGAGAAUGAACAUGGGGCCGCACACAGGACGGUAGAAAUCAUAUAUCACAAUGGAGACUCCAAUCACAUUACACAAAUUAUCCUAGCAACAAUCGGAACAAUCUGCCUCCUGCUGCUUGCAUUGCUUGCAUUUGCUUGCUGGAGAAAAAAACAGAAGAAGCUGACAAGUGCUGAGAUGGAAGCCACAUAUACUGAUCUGAGGAGAUCAGAUAUCACAAGUAUAUACGAUCAGCUGAAGCCUGAGAUCCCGGCGGACACCAAUGUUAUAGGAUCAGAUGAGGCUGCAGCUAAUAAUUAUGAAAACAUCCAAAAGAAAAAUGUUUUAAAAUGAGAUUAAAAUUACCUGUAAUAACCAUUGGUCCAUAGUUCUUAUGUAAGGUAUUGCUGGUAGUACUACAGAUUUACCUCUAUUUGUUCUCUCUUUGUUUCAUCAUUGUCUCAAGGAAUGUUAUAAUUACAGAUGAGCGAAGUAUUAGAAAUCCAGUUCGACUGCUUUGUGGAAUUUUACAAAAGCGCAUUUCUUUGGAAGUAGUGGGUGCAAUGACAGGGAACAGCGAUUGCAGCGAUCCCCGUCAUUGUAUCCCUCAGAUACAUCUGACAUAAAUAUUAAAAUGUAAAAUAAAAUAAAUAAAUAAAAUCAUACUUACCUCUUCCAUUUGAUUGCGAAGAGCAAGCCGUCACCAUCUGGAUUGAAGAUCCAGCGCAAAAUCUUGUGCGGCUCGUGAUGACAUCAGUACGACGGCCGACAUGGUAACGUCAUACGUCACCGCACAUGGGAAUUCACAAGGGAUCUUCAAUUAGGAUGGUGGCGGACAGAUCUUCAUCCUCAAAUGGAUGAGGUAAGUAUGAUUUUUUUACAUUUUUCAGAGAAAUCGAUUAGUUUCCAUAAAGCACGAGAAAAAUCGGAUUUGUUGUGAAUUUAAUUUUACUUGAACUUCAGAUCGAAAUGCACUUUGUGGACUUUGAUUCGCUGUACAAUAGUUAUAAAGGCUAAAAUGUGUAGAAACCCUCUUAUUGCCUAUAUACAGUACAUGAAGCUAUGACCCAUAAUGUAUGAGUGUUCCUCUGACCUAAGGGAGUUACGCAGGUACAAAGUACUGGGCAAGUAAAGGAGGGGGGGGGGGGGGGGUCCUGGAACCAAAAUCUAAAUAUACUGUAGGUAGUAAUAAAGUCCUGUGAGCACAGCUUCAUUUCUACACUGUUAUCAUUUGCUGCUCAGAUAUUAUUGCUACUUAAGAACCAAUUAUAUCAGUCUGACAUCAAAAUAUAGGGCGGGGGGGGGGGGCGGGGGACGGUCCCCUAAUCAGAACCCUCAUUUAUUUAUUAGAGAAAAGAAUAGCUACAAAGUAUAUCUCUGCAGGACCCAGCUCAUCCAUGUGCUACACGAACAGGCUACUGAUUGCCAUGUAAAAUGUGUGAUACUUUGUUUCACCUGUGGAGGCGCCGCAGAAACAAGUAUAAAAGUGCCAAAGACAAAAAGCUACAAUCAGAUCACAGCUUUCAAUACAAGUUUAAAACCUAAUACACUAUAAUGUUUAGCUCUGAUGUUGAACAAACAAAAAUUGCAACAAUCAGUGAAAGUCAGUGGUGUUAUAUCAAAGGGAUUGUCCAACGGAAAAUAUUCUACAAUUCUCAAACCAGCCCCUGGAUCUGAAUACUUUUGCAAUUGCAUGUAAUUAAAAAUGUAUUAUAACUCCUUUGUUAUUCAAUUAAAGCUAUCGGUAUAGCGCCACCUGCUGUUUGCUCUUUUUUUCUAAUUUCUCUGUCCUGCUCCCUGAGAUGGGAUCAAAUGCUAAGUUUUAUCCUUCAACUGCCACUAUCUGCAGCAGAAAGAACACACUCCCUGAGAAGGGACACGCCAUCUAAGCUGCCAGCUUCAAAUUCAUCUAGCAGAGCCUAUGGAGCAAUGAAUGGAGAGAUCCCUGGAUCCAUGUGAGCUACAGGGCUGGUUCUAGCUUUGUCAGAAAGAGAUUGUCCUGUACUAGAUUAUGUGUUAUUUUUAUUUAGUACAGUAGUUAUGGGAGAACCCCUUCAAAUGUUUUUGGGUCACUCUGUGAUUUUAGAGAGUUAGCGUCUAUCUACUGUAUUAAGCCACUUAAGAUAACGUUGUCUACAGUGAUAUAUAACAUUAUAGUCGUAGAAGAUUAUUUUUAUUCAAAUUUUACAUUUUUAUUCUGCAAGCUCUGAUGAGACAAUAGCAUGUGGUUGAGGCACCGUCCUUACACUGAGAAAAUACCAAAAGCAUAACUAAUGUUAAUGGGGCAUCUACAGCUCUGGAGGACCUGACGUGUCCAGAUACUACAUAGAUGACCACUGCGCUAAUGAAGAGUAAGCGACCAUUCAGAAAGGAAAGUCCAACUAUGGUCAGAGUACUGGCAUCGCCUGUGAUUGGCCUUCUAUUUGGGGGCACAGCAGCUUGACAGUGGUUUACAAA